AUGCGUUCCGUCGCCUUCCUGUCGUUCCUCUCCCUGGCUGCAGCCGCCCCCGUCCUGAAGGCCCGCUCCGGCACGCCCAUCCCCGGCUCCUACAUUGUCAUGCUCAAGGAUGGCGGUGUUACGGCCUUCAGCGAGGAGUUUACCACGCUCCUGUCGAGCGUCGAGAAGACCCACGACUUCGACGCCCUCAAUGGUUUCGCUGCCACCCUCAGUGCCGAUGAGCUCAAGGCCCUUGAGAGCUCCCCGGAGGUUGACUACAUUGAGGAGAACGCCGAGGUGAACAUCAACGCCUACACCACCCAGACCAGUGCUCCUUGGGGUAUUGCCCGCCUGUCCAGCAGUGGCACUGGCUCGACCAGCUACACCUACGACAGCUCGGCCGGCAGCGGAGUCUGCGCCUACAUUGUGGAUACUGGCAUCCUGGUCUCCCACUCUGACUUUGGCGGACGUGCCACCUGGGCCACCAACACCAUCGACAGCAGCAACACCGACGGCAACGGCCACGGCACCCACGUUUCCGGCACCGUCGCUGGCACCAAGUACGGCGUCGCCAAGGCUGCGAGCCUGUACGCCGUCAAGGUCCUCAACGCCAGCGGCAGUGGCAGCACUGCCAGCGUCGUUGGCGGCCUCAACUACGUCGUCACCGACGCGCCCCGCCGCAGCUGUCCCAAGGGCGUCGUUGUCAACAUGAGCCUGGGUGGUGGCAACAGCGCCGCCCUCAACGCCGCCGCCCGCGCCGUUGUCAACGCCGGCCACUUCCUGGCCGUCGCCGCCGGCAACGACAACACCAACGCUGCCAACACCUCGCCCGCCAACGAGCCCCUCGCCUGCACCGUCGGCGCCACCACCUCGACCGACGCCCGCUCCAGCUUCUCCAACUACGGCGCCGUCGUCGACGUCUGGGCCCCCGGCACCAGCGUCCUGAGCUCCUGGAUCGGCAGCAGCAACUCCGCCACCAACACCAUCUCGGGCACCAGCAUGGCCUCGCCCCACAUUGCCGGCCUUGGCGCCUACCUCCUGAGCUUCCUGGGCCCCCGCAGCGGAACUGCCCUGUGCGACUACAUCGCGUCCACCGCCCAGAACGGCCGCAUCUCGGGCAUCCCCUCGGGCACCGUCAACAAGCUUGCCUUCAACGGCAACCCGUCUGCUUAA
Messenger RNA from Gaeumannomyces tritici R3-111a-1, 1152 nucleotides. RefSeq names its product cuticle-degrading protease. NCBI's taxonomy places the organism in Eukaryota, Fungi, Ascomycota, Sordariomycetes, Magnaporthales, Magnaporthaceae. Gene Ontology annotation, molecular function: serine-type endopeptidase activity. The transcript is spliced from 5 exons. Gene Ontology annotation, biological process: proteolysis. The coding region runs from base 1 to 1152 and encodes 383 amino acids. The record is from RefSeq and is a predicted model, not a curated record.